Messenger RNA from Neocloeon triangulifer, 1493 nucleotides. Its product is annotated as putative serine protease K12H4.7. NCBI's taxonomy places the organism in Eukaryota, Metazoa, Arthropoda, Insecta, Ephemeroptera, Baetidae. Gene Ontology annotation, molecular function: serine-type exopeptidase activity; dipeptidyl-peptidase activity. The coding region runs from base 21 to 1448 and encodes 475 amino acids. The transcript is spliced from 9 exons. The record is from RefSeq and is a predicted model, not a curated record. Gene Ontology annotation, biological process: proteolysis.
UUAAUCAGUUUAGAGACAUCAUGGCUCGCUUAACAAUAUUUUUCAUCAUUUGCUUGAGCUCUAGUUUAUUAGCUCAGGAGUAUUUCAAUCCUUUUAAAUUAUUUAGAAGAGAAAUUUUCCCUGAAUUGGAGGCGUACAAUGGGACCGCCUAUAGAGAAGAAUUUUUCACUCAAAAACUGGACCACUUUGAGAUUUUGGACGGGCGCACGUGGCAGCAGAGGUACUUUGUAACAAACGCUACGUACACGAGUGGCGCACCAAUUUUUUUGGUCCUCGGCGGAGAAUGGGAGGCCAACCCUGUUCACAUAGAAAAUGGGUUCAUCCAGCAGCUCGUGGACCACUUUGGAGCUUAUGCAAUUUAUCUGGACUACCGAUUUUACGGCCAAAGCAGACCUUUCCCCGAUCUGUUGUUGGAAAAUUUGGUUUAUUUGAAUAUGGAACAAGCUUUGGAAGACACGGCUUAUUUCACGCAGAAGAUGAAGGACGAUUUUGGACUGGACGGAAAGUGGAUUUUAAUCGGCGCAUCUUUCACCGGUGAUAUGACUGCGUGGGCAAGAGCGCGCUACCCUCACCUUUACCAUGCUGCAUACUCUUCAGGGGCACCGGUUCAAGCCCAGGUCGAAGUCGCCGAAUAUUUUGAAGUUGUUGGCCGGGCUUAUCAGGACACGGAUCCCAACUGCUCGCUUGUUAUCGAAACAGCAAUGCGAGAUUUGCAAAAACUUGUGCAAAAUGGGGAGGCGGCUACAAUAACCCAACUUUUUAACUUGGUAGAAGAAAUCGACCUAUCAGUUCAAGACGACGUGACUCUUUUAUAUUUUGUGGUGACUCAAAUUUAUGGCAGUUUGGUGCAAGCGUCUCUCCCGGGCUCUCUGGAAAAAGUUUGUUCUCGACUCACCGACAGUCAGCAAACUCCAUUGGAAGCUUUUGCCACUGUUUAUCGAGAGACUAUUUUCAACAUUCCUUUGAGAAUUGAUGCAUCACGUCUGGUGGAAUCUUACCGCAACCAAACCGAGUACAGAAUUGACAUCACACGCCAAUUUAUGUAUCAAUCGUGUCUGGAGUUCGGCUGGUUCACAACAGUUUCUUCUGAAAACCAACCCUUUGGUCAAGUUGUUCCGAUAGAGUUCCGUCUUAAUUUCUGCUCUUCCGUUUUUGGCCCUGAGUUCACAAGGGAGCGUUUAGAAGCAGGGGUAGCCAGGACAAAUUUAUUGUAUGGAGGUAAAAAACCAAACGUUUCAAGGGUUGUUUACACCGUCGGCUCGCUUGAUCCCUUCAACCCUGUGCAAAUGAGCGAGGAACCGAAUCCAGACGCACCGCUCAUAAUUAUUGAAGGAGCGUCGCAUUGCGUUGAUAUUACAAGUCCGGCGACCCCUGAUGAACCCGCUGCCUUCACAGCAGCAAGGGCACAAGUUGUUCAACUCCUUACGCAAUGGAUGGCUCAAGAUUGAUAAAAUAAUUUUUUCAAUAAAAAAAGAAAUAUUUAUAACAUUUCU